Messenger RNA from Cadophora gregata, 4004 nucleotides. RefSeq lists its product as uncharacterized. Gene Ontology annotation, molecular function: RNA binding; protein binding. NCBI's taxonomy places the organism in Eukaryota, Fungi, Ascomycota, Leotiomycetes, Helotiales, Ploettnerulaceae. The transcript is spliced from 16 exons. Bases 180 to 3620 code for a protein of 1146 amino acids. The record is from RefSeq and is a predicted model, not a curated record.
CCCCACCUUCUUCUCUCCCCAUAUUCCGUGACAUCUUGUACCGAUCUCGUCGAUCUCGCAUCGAACAUCUCUUCGCAGUCCUUUGAGUCUGUGUCCCAAAAUCGCGUUGUCCUUAUCGUGUAAGCACAGCAAAGCACUGAAUACCCACCAAGUCUACCCAGACAGGAGUCCAAGUAACCAUGGCCGGAGGUGCAGGUCGCCAGCGUGCUGGUGACGGCAACGGUCGUGGUAACAAUAGUCAAUACCAAGGCGGACCACCCCAACAAUAUCACCAGUAUCAACCGCAAGGUCCUAUCAAUGCUUCGACCAUGCCGCCGCCAAAGCCCCGCUCCGGUGGUUUUGACGGUCCUGGCGAGCAUAGCAGAAACUCAAGUGGCUUUCAAGGUCCCACUCCUGGAUUUCAAGGCCCAAACCAAGGUGGCUCCAAUCAAGGUACUCCCCUCGGUACUCCUUUGUUGUCCCCGCGAAUCCCGCAAUUGCAGAUGCAGAGUGGAAUGUCUCAAGGUUCUCCUAGAGGCUCCCCGAUGCUGAUGCAAGCAGGAUACGUAGGUCAACCAGGCACACCGGGUCGCAACACACCACAAGGUAGCCAGCCAAACACUCCGGGCCGUAACAACUCCCAGCAGGGUACUCCUCAGCAGUCAAUGCAGCGAGGUCCACCACAGCAGUACCAAGCUCAACCUCAGCAGCAAAUGAUGCAGCAAGGUCCUUCUCAACCACAAGGCUCUGGCGGUCCUCAAGUUCAACGUGGCCCAAACCCAUUCGGUCCCAGCAUGGGCUUCGAUCCUGCUCGUCCUAUUGCUCCCAAGGAGAAGGUCAUCACCAAUACUCGUAUUGAGCUCCCGCCUGAUGCUUAUCAGCUUGAGGGCCCCGAGUACAAAUUUGAGAGCGAGUUGCCUUACCGUCCGGGCUACAACACUACUGGUAGAGCUGUCAACAUCCAGGUCAACCAAUACAAGGUCCUUGAUUGGAUCAAAGGUGAUAUUCAUCAAUAUGAUAUCAACAUAGGCAAUGGCGCUGAAAAGCGUGGCAAGAUCAUGGCUGUCUGGAAGUCUCGAGCUGUUCAGGACCGUCUUCGCCAAGUCUUUCCCCCAGGUGCCCGCAUUCUCUGGGAUGGUAACAAGCUUGCCUGGUCCAAGUACCGUAUUGGAGAGCAACGCAUCAAAGUCAACUUUGAUGUUGAGAAGGGUCGUGCUCCUCGCCCUGACAAGCCGGCUGAUGAAGUCUAUGUGAUCAUUCGUCCAACCACCCAGAUUCGUAUGGCUGUGAUCGGUAGCUAUCUCAACAAGCAAAUUCCUUUCGAUAAGUCCGUCUUGGAAGCUAUCACCUUCCUUGACCACUGCAUGCGCCAAGGUCCUUCUGAGCAAUACACCAUGAUCAAGCGUAGCUUCUUCAGCCGUGGUACCACCAGUCAUCAGUUGGACAAUGUUGUCGUUGCUAUGAAGGGUGUCUAUGCUUCCAUCCGCCUUUGCAGCCCCGCUGCUUCCAUUGGGGCUCCCGGUACUGGCUUAGCCGUAAACGUUGAUGUUGCCAAUGGCACUUUCUGGGCUGCCCAGGAUGUUCAUCAAGCUGCUCGCAACUACUGCAGCCAGCGCAAUCGGGCCUUGUCCUAUACGGUUUUCCGUGAUCUGCUCCUCCCAGUUAAGGAUGGAAAGGGCGGAUGGACCAAGUCCGAGGACUUCAAGAACUUGUCUAAGUUUGUCAAGUUGAAGUUUAUUGUCAAGCACCGUGGCAAGGGUGAUGACAAGAAGGAGUACUCCAUCAAGAAGUUUACCUUUGAGAAGGGCGAGGCAUUCUCUAAGACUGGUGCUCAUGCCAAGAACAGUCACUUCAAGUUGAGAGAUCGCAACACUGGCAAUGAGCAUGAGGUUACGGUCUUUGAGUACUUCAAGCGAACCUAUAACAUCGAGCUCCAAUACUGGUGGCUUCCGUUGAUUGUCACCGACCGUGCUGGCAUGUUUCCCAUGGAACUUUGCACCCUGUCUCCCAAUCAGCGAUACAACUUCAAGCUGUCUCCUGAACAGACCUCCAACAUGAUCAAAUUCGCCGUUACUCGCCCAAGACAUCGCGUUGAAUCCAUCAUCCAUGGAAUUAAUAUGUUGCAGUGGAACCAGGAUCCGUACCUUCAGGAAUACGGUGUCAAGGUUGAUCCCAAUAUGACAGUUACACAAGCUCGGGUUCUCCCAAAUCCCGAAAUCCAAUUUGACAGAGCUAAGCUCAACCCUGGUACUCAAGGACGCUGGGAUCUUCGUGGUAAGAAGUUCCUACUUCCUAACCCUGAGCCUCUCAACUCUUGGGGAUUCGUCAUUCUAGGUGGUUGCACCUCCGACCAGGUCGUUCGCAAUUUCGCCAAUGUUUUCAUCUCCACCUACGUCGGACACGGCGGCCGAGUUGCAAACAAGAACCCCGUAAUUUACCAGCAGUCUCGUAACGAAGACAUUCCAACUUUGGUCGCCAAUGCUCGAAAAGCCACUGGUGAUCAAGCCAAGGCUAUUCCUCAGAUCUUGUUCUAUGUUCUGCCUGGUCGCGACUCAUUCAUGUAUGAGCGCCUGAAGAAGAACUCUGAAUGUCGAUUUGCCUUGAUGUCACAAUGCCUCAAUGUUGCUCAUGUCAACAAGGCUCAGCCACAGUACUGCUCUAACGUCGCCAUGAAGGUCAAUGCCAAGCUGGGUGGCACAACCUCUAAGAUUGUUACUCCCAAGGGAUUCUUCACCAGACCAACUAUGAUCAUUGGUGCCGAUGUCUCUCACCCAGCUCCUGGUAGUCCACAGGCUUCCAUGGCUGCUGUCACUAUGUCCUUUGAUAGAGACUGUUGCCGCUAUGCUGCCGCCGUCCAAACCAACGGAUAUCGUGUUGAGAUGAUCACCAAGGACAACCUUGAUCAGAUGAUCGUUCCCUAUGUCAAGAAGUGGGUAGAGCGCGUCGGCGGUGGCAAUUUGCCUCAACACAUCUACUACUUCCGUGAUGGUGUCUCCGAGGGUCAAUACUCCCACGUCAUCAAUCGGGAGCUCGCUGAUAUGAAGGCUGUCCUUGGCAAGGUUUACCAUGAGGCCGUCAAUAAUAUCAAGUGGACUGUUGCUGUCUGCACCAAGCGUCAUCACAUCCGCUUCUUCCCCAGAGAUGGCGACUCUCAAGCUGCCGACCGAAAUGCCAAUGCCCUUCCAGGUACUUUGGUAGAGAAGGACAUCACUCACCCCUAUGAGUAUGACUUCUACCUUUGCUCCCAUGCCGCUAUCCAGGGUACUGCUCGUCCCGUUCAUUACCAUGUCUUGAAGGAUGAGGCAAACGUUCCGGUGAGCGAUUUCCAGAAGAUGGUUUACCAAUUCUCUUAUCAGUACAUGCGCUCAACGACUCCUGUCUCGCUUUUUCCCGCCAUCUACUACGCCCACUUGGCAUCGAACCGCGCUCGUGCCCACGAGUCGGCUCCUGCAUCUGACGGUCCUCGCGGCGGUCAAAAGUUCGAGGAGCGUCGUGCGGAAGCUGCUCGACAGGGUACUAACGAUGGUACAUCCCAGACCGGAUCCUCCAUGCCCAGCGAGGCUGCUCCACUCUUGCCAAUUGGCAAUCCUGACCAACAAGACAUCAUGUGGAAGAUUCGCAGCGGUAUGUGGUACAUCUAAGUUAUUCACCGUCUGACUUGGAGAGUGUUUGCAUUCGCGAAUGCUCCAUCAUUUCUUCGUUUCUUGCUUUGUUUUAUUUCCUACAUCUUCCUGAUCGUUUGAUCCCUGGCUGUCAGUACAUCUUCCCUUGCCUGCGAAUCUCGAUUCCCUCUUCAUUCGAGGGCCGAAUAUGGCGGAUUGAUGGGUGCUUGGCUGCAGACUUGUAUUAUAUUCCCUUCGUAUCAUGGGCUUUGAUAGAGGCAUAUGGAAGUUGGAUGCCUGGGCGGAACUUUAUGGGAGAUGAUUGAUGAUGAUGACUGACGACGAUGAAUACUGAACUGGAAAUCCAGCUCUACGAUGAUUAGAUACAGACUUGAUGAACAAUGCGAUGAAUUUACAAAGAAA